AUGUAUUUUGACGAUGCAGCAGAAUUUCAGAAACAUAUUGAAGACGAUCACGUUACAAUGACAGCACUUGACAGCCAAACCUUCCGUUCUCGAAAAUAUAAUGUCGUGAACGUGAAUGCAACCAGUACGUCUGAUGUCAAUAAUACGAAAUGGGUCGUUGAUAAUAUCUUGGUGUCAAAUGUGCUGUUUUCAUUUCGUGAUCAAAUCAUCAGUCGGCAUGUCAAGGGAGAAUCCUUAUCAGAUACAGAUCUCUUAGGGCUGGACUAUAUCUUUCCGUUUUCAAAGAAUAUUAAUGACAGCGUCCCAGGGUUCACAAACUCUCAACACAAGAGUAUCAUUGCCAAUAUUGAGAUCAUGCAAUAUACGCGAACAAUCAACAAAUUCGCAAUUAAAUGGUGUACUAAGUUAUCAGAAAUGGAGUUAUUGUGUUGGAGAUCCGUUAAGCUGGCCACUGUUGAGUGUCUUUCUGAAGCAGCAGCGACAGAGAACGCCGAUGAUUUUCUUGCUGCAGAAAUCAUACAUGCAUUGUCCGCCAGACUGUUGAAUGGAAGUAGUAGGAAACAAAUGCUUGAAGACAGCUUUGCCCACAAAUACCUGGACGCAAUCUUGGAGACUAUCUUCGGCUCCGAUGAAAAUUUCAAACAAGAUUGGGCUAAUGGUACAUUGUUGCCUGGAUCAAAGCGAAAACGGGCAAAUGAAUUAAAAGAAGAAAAUAAUGACGAAGACAACGACAUUAAAGUGGAUAACGACAAUGAUACCAAAAAAGACGAUCUUGUAUAUAAGCCAGACUGGGCUCUUUUUGCCAAAAGUGGCUCGAUGCUUACAGUAAUUGGCACAUUGGAAUUGAAGGUGGCCUAUAAGCGUAAUAUGGGCUAUGUAUCGGAUUAUGUAAAGCUGGCCAAAGAGAUGAAACUGGUAUUACACCGACUGAUUUAUCUUGGUGUGACUCGGCCUGUGGCGUAUGGGAUUUUGGUACAAGGGUCAAAAUUCGAGACUUUUGCUAUGGAUCUGGCCUACGACGGUGUCUAUCGGUUUGUAAAACUAUCUCAAUCCGAUUUAUGCAUAUCCCUUGAACAGCUUCCUCUCUUUCCCAACUUGUUUGGGAAUUUGAUGCAUUUACGAACAUUGGCCUUGGAAGUUGCUAUGGCCGUAAACACAUGCUUAAUUGAUCGGCAAUUAGGAAGACCAGUUGAACAAAAGACACCAUUGUCAUGGUUGCGCGUGAACAGCGCUAAUAUUCUGGUGAAGGCUAAUCAUUUAUCUAAGCAAGAACAUAGUAAUUACUGA
Phycomyces blakesleeanus NRRL 1555(-) is the source of this 1287-nucleotide messenger RNA. RefSeq lists its product as hypothetical. NCBI's taxonomy places the organism in Eukaryota, Fungi, Mucoromycota, Mucoromycetes, Mucorales, Phycomycetaceae. The record is from RefSeq and is a predicted model, not a curated record. The transcript is spliced from 10 exons. The coding region runs from base 1 to 1287 and encodes 428 amino acids.